Molecule: messenger RNA, 1755 nt
Organism: Macrosiphum euphorbiae (potato aphid)
Lineage: Eukaryota; Metazoa; Arthropoda; Insecta; Hemiptera; Aphididae
Source: the annotation of a GenBank genome assembly
AUGCAGAUGGGUAAGCGACAACACUGUUACUUGUGUGACUUGCCCCGCAUGCCGUGGGCAAUGUUGCACGAUUUCACCGAGCCCGUGUGCCGCGGGUGUGUCAACUACGAGGGAGCCGACCGCAUUGAGUUGGUGAUCGAAACGGCCAGACAAAUGAAACGGGCCCAUGGAUUCCAGGAAUCAGCCCGGUCCACGGCCGUGGGCGGUGGUUCCAACGCCGUCAACGCGCACCACCCGAAAAACUCGCACCGACACGAGAACGGUACUCUGGAAGUGGUGGGAUUGCCACCACAAGCACACCAGUUGGCCGCACGACAGACACAACAACCACCACCGCCCCCGCCGCCAGCUGCGGCUACGUCUCACUACGCGGCCCUGCAUCAUCAGCGGUCCACGCUUAUGGAAUACCCGGGUAGGCCGGGUGGUGGUCACGUUGUCGACCACGAGGUGGCUAUGAGCCGGACAUCGGUGCGCUUAUCGCAGAGCCAGCAGCAACAGCAGCAACAACAACAACAACAACAACAGCAGCAACAACAGCAGCAACAGCAACACAUGGCGCAUCACAUUCCGAGCCGGGCCCAAGCCGGCAGCCAGGGCCUAAAACGCGGACUGAGCACUCAAGCUGAUGACGACGAUCACCACUCUGAGAGCAACAAGCGCAUGAUGGAAGAACAACAGCGACCGCCGCUACAGAGGGGCGAAUCAUUGCCAGCAGUCAGUCUUGCCGUGCCGUUCGUCGAGCGGUCGUUCAAAGCCGAACCUAAACACCCGAUCAGGACCACAUCGUUCGACACAUCCACGUUCAAGGCAUCCAGUGGAUAUGCGUCGGCCGCCGUGGCACAACAGUGCAUGACCAACGGCAACGGACCGGCGGCUGGAUCACCACUGGCCGCCGGCCGGACGACCGGGUCGCCGACGGACGGACCGCCGUCCAUGCAGACGAUCGGUGCCGGCGGCGGCGGGCAGCCGGGCGCGCAAAACCAGCAGAACGGGCCCAGCAACCCGAUGGCGGCGCUGAUGAGCGUCGCCGAUAACCUGCCGCCCGGUUCUCCGCAGAGUGCCCGCGGCAGUCCGCCCGGCUCCACCGGUCCCACCGCCCAGGCACCCGGUGGUCCCAGGUCCGCAUCCCGAGGAUCUCAACACUCGCCAAACUCCACCGGCGGUUCGUCCAGCGGACGUAGAUCAUCCGGAAGCCGUCACGUCAGCUCCACAACUGUAACGUCAAGUGAGGCCAACGGCGGCGGCGCUCCCGGUGCUGGUGUACCCGGCGUUAACGGUCCUGGCGUUAACGGCCCGGGCGGCGUCGGUGGUCCAGCCGCUAACGGCACCAGUGGAGGGAACGCGUUGAACGCCUCGGUUCCGGUCGGCGGCGGCCCCGACGGCAUCGCGCCCGGAACCCCUAUGGACGCUACCGCACCGACGUUGCCGCAAGUGCCCGCUUCCGUGCCUCUUACGAAUGCGGCGGCGGCUGCUGCGGCUGCUGCCGCCAACACGGCUACACUCAAGUGUACGCUGUGCCAAGAGCGGUUGGAAGACACGCACUUUGUCCAGUGCCCGUCCGUUCCUCAUCACAAGUUCUGUUUCCCGUGCUCGAGGGACAGCAUCAAGCGACAGGGGGCCGGCUCCGAGGUGUAUUGUCCAAGUGGCGAGAAAUGUCCACUGGCCAAUUCAAACGUGCCCUGGGCUUUCAUGCAAGGCGAGAUAGCCACCAUACUGGGUGAAGAAUUCAAAGUGAAAAAAGAACGAGACUCAUAA